Helicoverpa armigera (cotton bollworm) is the source of this 941-nucleotide messenger RNA. Its product is annotated as CLIP domain-containing serine protease B10. The record is from RefSeq and is a predicted model, not a curated record. The coding region runs from base 85 to 930 and encodes 281 amino acids. Gene Ontology annotation, biological process: proteolysis. Lineage: Eukaryota; Metazoa; Arthropoda; Insecta; Lepidoptera; Noctuidae. Gene Ontology annotation, molecular function: serine-type endopeptidase activity. The transcript has 4 exons.
GGAUAACCAGAAAGAGUAUAACGUUAUGAACAGAAUAUUUUUUGUGAAUUAUUAAUUUAUUUUGGUGCGAUUUUAACAACAUCUAUGUAUCAAUUAGUUUUGUUGUGGUUGUUAUCAUGUGCGGAAGGCGUUUGGACUUUUAAGCUGAUGAAAGGACCAACUUGCGGCACCGAAGCAAGUUAUAACCUGAUUCAUCACAAUCCCUGGUUGACGUAUAUAGAAUAUUGGAGGGGGGAGACCAGGAAUGAUAUCAGAUGUGCUGCUUCUCUCAUCGACAGUAGACAUCUCCUCACGGCAGCUCAUUGCAUCAAGACUCCUAAGUUUACCAGGUUAGUAGCACGACUUGGUGAAUACGAUUUGACCAGCCAAGAAGAUUGUGUAAAUGGAGUCUGUGCUGAUCCUAUCGUCAGAUUAGAAGUAGGAGACGCCAUUGUUCAUCCAGGAUAUGAUGGGAAAAACCAUGAUCUUGCAGUUUUGAAGCUGGCGGAAGACGCCCCCUAUACAGACUUCAUCCGCCCAGUCUGUCUCCCAUCCGGAGAUCUCCCACCCAACACGGUGUUCGCAGCUACAGGUUGGGGAGAAAUACCCCAAAAAGGGUACUACAGCACCGUCAAGAAAAUCAUACCUUUACCUUUGUGGACACGAGAAAAAUGCGAAGCUACGUACGGAGCUAGGAAGGUCCCCAUUAAUACUAUCUGCGCUGGUGGUGAAGAAGGCAUUGAUACUUGCAGAGGAGAUUCCGGUGGUCCUUUAAUCUGGGUCAAAAGUAAGGCCGAGUUGUGGGGAGUGACCAGUGCAGGGAAUAGUCACUGUGGAACUAAAAACUCGCCAGGUUUAUACACGAAUGUAGCUGAUCAUUUAGAAUGGGUUAAAGAUGUUAUUUCAGGGAAUUAUAAGCACACUCCUAGAGUAGACUUUGAUGUAUUAUAAGUAAAAAAAGU